CUACCACAUUCCGGACUGAACGAGGCCUAAUCAUCCUAUCAGGCCGAGCUCGACCCUGAAAUCAUGCCCAACAAUCAGGCCGGGCCGAUCUCAGGCUUGAGCAAAACUAUUUUUAGCCGUAGUCAGGCCGGGCCGGUGGCCAUGUCGGGCUUUUUCAGGCUCGAGCACUUUUUGUUAGGCCCGGCGGUCGGGCGGGGCCGGACUCGGGCGUGGGUUUUCAACGGUGGUUCUUUUCAGCCCGAUCUGGCCGGCAUAUGGCCAGGUAUAGCCCAGCUCCACGAACUGACAUGCGAGGCCCAUGAUUCAUCCUCACACAACUCAGCUCGGUGCAUGCUGCUGACCGACCCUCUCGGAGUAUUUUACUUCUUCACUCGUCUCCUCGGACCCCUCACCUCUGCACGCUCGUGUCCCCUCCACCCUCCCUUCCCCUCUCCCCGCGCACCAAGAAGAGCACCUGCGCGGCCGGCAAUGGCCUGCGCCCGCUUCGUAGCCCUCGCGGUAUUGGCAGUCGUUUGCCACUCUCUGUUCGGCCUGGCCUCUGCGGCGGAUGACGGAGAGCUGCGGGCGCUGCUGGAGUUCAAGGCGGCGCUGGACCCGACGGGGCGCCUUCUGCCGUCGUGGGCGCCCGGGCGGGACCCGUGUGCCCGUGGAGGGUUCGAGGGCGUCGCGUGUGACGCCCUCGGCGCUGUCGCCAACGUCUCGCUGCAGGGGAAGGGCCUGGCCGGGACGCUCUCCCCUGCCGUCGCGGGCCUCCGCGCGCUCACCGGCCUGUACCUCCAUUACAACGAGCUCCGCGGCGGGGUGCCCCCGGAGCUCGCCAAGCUCACAAGGCUCACCGAUGUCUACCUUAACGUCAACAACUUCUCCGGGCCCAUCCCGGCCGAGAUCGGCGCCAUGGCCUCGCUGCAAGUGUUGCAGCUGUGCUACAAUCAGCUGACCGGGAGCAUCCCCACCCAGCUGGGGCUGCUGAACAGGCUCGCCGUGUUGGCUUUGCAGUCCAACCACCUGAACGGCGCCAUCCCUGCUAGCCUCGGCGACCUGCCCGAGCUGAGGCGGCUGGACUUGAGCUUCAACAACCUCUUCGGCUCCAUCCCGGUGAGGCUCGCCAGGCUGCCUCAGCUCGCUGCUCUCGAUGUUAGGAACAACUCGCUCACCGGCAGCGUGCCCUCCGAACUGGCCAAGCUGGAGGGUGGAUUCCAGUACGGGAACAACACUGAUCUGUGCGGCACCGGGCUCCCCGAUCUCCGGCCGUGCACUCCGGCGGACCUCAUCGACCCCGACAGGCCCCAGCCGUUCAGCGCUGGCAUCGCGCCGCAGAUCAAGCCGGGCUCUUCCGACAGGCAUUGCAGCGGAACCCACUGCCCCCCUUCCACCAAGGCUCUCGCGGCCGUCGUCAUUGUCGCGGUGAUCCUUCUGGGGGCGACAGCGGCCGGUCUCUUGGUCUUCUCGUGGCACAGGUGGCGCAAGCAGAGGAGGGCCUCAGGCGCAGGCGCACCUCCGAUGACCACGGUGGGCGGCCGGUGCAGCAUCGAGGGCGAGGCGACCAAGGAAUCGUUCCGCAAGAGCGCGUCGUCAACGCUGGUGAGCCUCGAGUACUCCAACGGCUGGGACCCGCUGGCCGACGGGCGGAGCGGCGUCGGGUUCUCGCAGGAGGUGUCCCCGAGCUUCCGGUUCAACAUGGAGGAGGUGGAGUCCGCGACGCACUACUUCUCGGAGCUGAAUCUCAUGGGGAAGAAAACCUCCAGGUCCAAGAGUGGCGCCGGAAGCAGCUUCGCGGCCACGUACAGGGGCACGCUGCGCGACGGCACGCCCGUCGUCGUCACUCGACUGGGCAAGACCUGCUGCAAGCAGGAGGAGGCGGAGUUCCUCAAGGGCCUCAAGCUGCUGGCCGAGCUUCGGCACGACAACAUCGUGGGGCUGAGGGGGUUCUGCUGCUCCAGGGCCAGGGGAGAGUGCUUCCUCGUGCACGACUUCGUGCCCAACGGCAGUCUAUCGCACUUCUUGGACGUUGCAGGAGAAGACGGCGGCGGCGGUGCUCUCGGCCAUGGCGGGCGCGUCCUUGAGUGGUCCACGAGGGUGUCCAUCAUCAAGGGAAUUGCUAAAGGAAUUGGAUAUCUGCACAGUACUAGAGCAAACAAACUCCCUCUUGUUCACCAAAACAUAUCGGCGGACAAAGUUCUGGUGGAUUACACCUACAAGCCUCUGAUUUCUGGUUCCGGCCUGCACAAGCUUCUUGUGGACGACCUGGUCUUCUCGACACUCAAGGCGAGUGCCGCCAUGGGGUACCUUGCCCCUGAGUACACCACCGUCGGUCGGUUCUCGGAGAAGAGCGAUGUUUACGCUUUCGGGGUAAUUGUGUUUCAGAUACUCACGGGUAAAAGUAAAACGAUGCAGCUGCCCUUCGAGACAGGCAAUGUCCAUGACCUCAUCGACGGCAACAUGAAAGGAUGUUACUCAGCAACGGAAGCGGCUAAACUGGCAAAGAUUGCAUUGGUCUGCACCAGUGAAAACCCUGAGCAAAGACCCACCAUGGAAGAGCUCGUUCAAGAAUUGGACACCUUGUGAUGGAUGGGAAUACAAUGUAAUAACCUUUUUUGCCAGUCUCGCGCCUGGCAGUGCUGCCUUGCCUGGAAUCAACUCCUACUUAUCUAGGAUCACUAAUCACUGAUCUUAGAAGCAAAUGAGGUACCCAUUAAUUUAUUUUUCUUUGGAAAAUGAGGUAGCAAUUAAAUACCUAGGAACAAUCCUGAGAUCUUGUAUUAUGCUAAUGUUGUAUUGUUAAUGUUGCUGAAUAAAGGCUGCAUUGGUAGCUAACUUGUAUCGGA
Hordeum vulgare subsp. vulgare (domesticated barley) is the source of this 2825-nucleotide messenger RNA. RefSeq names its product LRR receptor-like serine/threonine-protein kinase GSO1. Gene Ontology annotation, biological process: protein phosphorylation. Gene Ontology annotation, molecular function: protein kinase activity; protein binding; ATP binding. The coding region runs from base 64 to 2565 and encodes 833 amino acids. The transcript is spliced from 4 exons. The record is from RefSeq and is a predicted model, not a curated record. NCBI's taxonomy places the organism in Eukaryota, Viridiplantae, Streptophyta, Magnoliopsida, Poales, Poaceae.